Perca flavescens (yellow perch) is the source of this 3195-nucleotide messenger RNA. It is a transcript of the gene abcb6a, whose product is annotated as ATP binding cassette subfamily B member 6 (LAN blood group) a. Gene Ontology annotation, biological process: transmembrane transport; heme transport. The record is from RefSeq and is a predicted model, not a curated record. Gene Ontology annotation, molecular function: ABC-type heme transporter activity; ATP binding; heme binding. The transcript has 20 exons. NCBI's taxonomy places the organism in Eukaryota, Metazoa, Chordata, Actinopteri, Perciformes, Percidae. Gene Ontology annotation, cellular component: vacuolar membrane. Bases 402 to 2960 code for a protein of 852 amino acids.
GGUCUGUGUGAGUCAGGUUCGUUUUCAUUCGUCCUCUUGGGGGCGCUGAGUGUCUGCCGUGUCACGAUUGCCGAGUCACGGAUAGGAGUUAUUUAACAUGAACACAACUUACACAACAAGGACAACAGCCGUUAACAGCAUGAGUGUACAACAUUGAUGUUAGCGAUGACAGACGCCUGGCUCACACUGACUCUCACCAGUCCGACACGUUAUGAACUGUCGUUUGUGUUCAUGUUAAAGCUGUGUAUAGCCGACUGAGCUAGCUAACAGCUAACAGUUGUUAGUGGAUUUGCUAGCUUCCCUGGAGUAACGUUAGCCUCUGUUAUUGACAAGUGAGUGGGUCUCCAUCGUUGAAGUGACUGUGAAGUUGACGGCAACCAUCUGGCAAAUAAGCUGCAGCCAUGGUGUUUAUUCAGGGCUACUGUGAAGCCAAUUCCUCCAUCUCCCACACCUGGGUGGAUGAAGGCAUCUCCCCAUGCUUCUACUUCACACUGGUCCCCACCAUCCUGCUAACCAUCUCCUUCUUCCUUGGCACCAUCCACUGCAUAUUCUACCAGAAAUAUGGCACCGCAAUGGAACCCAAGUUCAUUCCACGCUCCUGCCUCUAUGGUUUCCAGCUAGCUAUCUCUGUCCUUCUCCUGAUCCAGUUUCUGGGUGGGAUGGUGUGGCGGGCGGCCAACGGAGGAGAGUUCCCAGGCUACGUGGUGUUAUAUGGCUGCUUCUCUGCGCUGGGCUGGGCUUGGGCUAUAGCCGUGCUCAGGGUGGAAAGACGCAGGGCCCUGCUGAUGGACCGGACAAGGGGCCACAGCAUAGCCCUGCUGCUGUUCUGGGCUGUGGCUUUCUCAGCUGAGAACUUGGCCUUCAUCUCCUGGUACAGUCCUCACUGGUGGUGGCGUGUGGAGAACAAUCAACAACAGGUGCAGUUAGCCCUGUGGCUGAUGCGCUACAUUGGCACUGGGCUGCUCUUCUUCAUUGGUCUCAAAGCUCCAGGGUUGCCCCGGAAACCCUACAUGCUACUGAUCAACGAAGAUGAGCGGGACGUUGAGAACAGCGGACAGAGCCUUCUGGGCAGAACAGAGGACAACCAGUCUACCUGGCAGGGUUUCAGGAAAAAGGUCUGCAUGCUUUUUCCCUACAUGUGGCCCCGGGGCAACAUCUUCCUCCAGCUACUGGUCCUCUUCUGUUUGAUCCUGCUGGGAGUCGAGAGAGUUAUUAACGUCUUUGUACCUAUUUACUACAAGAAUAUUGUGAAUGAACUGACUGAUGGCAGCAGAUGGAAUGCUCUGGUUACUACAGUGUGUAUUUAUGUCGUGCUGAAGUUAAUGCAAGGCGGCGGCGCAGGUGCCUCAGGUUUUAUCAGUAACGUGCGCUCCUUCCUGUGGAUCAAGGUUCAGCAGUUCACCAACCGCGUGGUUCAAGUGCGUCUGUUCAGCCACUUGCACGCCCUGUCCCUGCGCUGGCACCUGGGCCGCAAAACGGGCGAUGUGCUGAGAAGCAUCGACCGUGGCACCUCCUCCAUCAACAGCCUGCUCAGCUACAUAGUGUUCAGCAUCAUCCCGACCAUUGCUGAUAUUGUUAUUUCUAUUAUCUACUUUAUCACUUAUUUCAAUGCCUGGUUCGGCCUAAUCAUCUUCGUCUGCAUGGCCCUCUACCUCACUCUGACCAUCAUUAUCACUGAAUGGAGAACCAAGUACAGGCGAGACAUGAAUCAGCAGGACAACAAUGCCAAGUCCAGGGCUGUGGACUCCUUGUUAAACUUUGAGACGGUGAAAUACUACAAUGCAGAGAGUUAUGAAGUCAGCCGUUUCGAGGAUGCCAUCUUAAAAUAUCAGGUGUCCGAGUGGAAGACCCAGGCAUCCUUGGCCUUCCUCAACCAAACGCAGAACAUCAUCAUCGGAUUAGGCCUGCUGGCAGGCUCCCUGCUCUGUGCCUACUUUGUAACUGAAGGAAAGUUUCAGAUUGGAGAUUUUGUUCUCUUUGGUACCUACAUCAUCCAACUGUACACUCCCCUCAACUGGUUUGGAACCUACUACAGAAUGAUCCAGAAGUCUUUCAUUGACAUGGAAAGCAUGUUUGAACUUUUUGAAGAAGAGGAAGAGGUGAAAGAUGACGUAAAUGCAGGAAGUCUUCUAUUCAAACAGGGAAAGGUGGAGUUUGAGAAUGUUUACUUCAGCUACACAAACGGGAAGGAGAUACUCAGGGAUGUUUCCUUCACUGCACUUCCAGGACAGACCGUUGCCCUGGUGGGACCAUCAGGCUCUGGGAAGAGCACCAUCAUACGACUCCUCUUCCGUUUCUAUGACGUUCAGGGAGGCUGCAUUAGCAUCGAUGGGCAGGAUAUAUCAAAGGUGAAGCAGACAUCUCUGCGAUCUCACAUCGGCGUGGUUCCCCAGGAUACCGUGCUUUUCAACAACAACAUCCGGGAUAACAUCCGCUACGGCCGCAUCUCUGCUAGUGACCAGGAGGUGGAGGAGGCUGCUUUGGCUGCUGAUAUACAUGAUAAAAUCAUGACCUUCCCCGAAGGUUAUGAUACGCAGGUGGGUGAAAGAGGUCUGAAGCUGAGUGGAGGAGAGAAACAAAGGGUGGCUAUCGCCAGAACGAUCCUGAAAGCACCACAGAUCAUCCUGCUGGAUGAGGCCACAUCUGCUCUAGACACACAGACGGAACGCAACAUCCAGGCCUCGUUGGCUAAAGUCUGUGUCAACCGUACAACAGUCGUUGUAGCUCACAGGUUGUCCACCAUAAUUGGAGCAGAUCAGAUUCUGGUUAUCAGUGAUGGCCGGAUUGCUGAGCGAGGACGACAUGAGGAAUUGCUAGCCAAGGGAGGCUUGUAUUCAGACAUGUGGAUGAGGCAACAGCAGGCCCACGACUCCGAUUCCUCGUCAGACACGGAAACCAAAGACCGAACUUCAGAGAAACUGCAGCCGCCAUCAUCUUCUUCGGGCCACCACGGCCACUGAAUGUAUUUUGUUUUGUUUUGAAAGAGAACUUUCUUUUGUGCGAUGGCAGGUUAUGGAGAAAGGGGAAGCUUGCCUUAACCAGACUGAGGAGGCACGCACAAUCUUACUUUUUAUACCCCAAGGCAUUGGUUGUAAUAAUUAUGGUGAAGGUUUUGUAUGCAGGGAUGGGACAAAAAGAUCAAAUCAUUAGCACGUCAUAAAAACAGACCUCUGUUCUUUUUUCUCCAAACCUAUA